This is a messenger RNA of Columba livia (rock pigeon), 3350 nucleotides long. RefSeq names its product S-phase kinase associated protein 2 (gene SKP2). The record is from RefSeq and is a predicted model, not a curated record. The transcript has 10 exons. NCBI's taxonomy places the organism in Eukaryota, Metazoa, Chordata, Aves, Columbiformes, Columbidae. Gene Ontology annotation, molecular function: protein binding. Gene Ontology annotation, cellular component: nucleus; cytosol; SCF ubiquitin ligase complex. Bases 149 to 1408 code for a protein of 419 amino acids. Gene Ontology annotation, biological process: G2/M transition of mitotic cell cycle; regulation of cell cycle; SCF-dependent proteasomal ubiquitin-dependent protein catabolic process.
GCGCGUGGCGAACUACAACUCCCGGCAGUAUGUGCGGCGGGCGCCUACCGGCUUCCGGCCGGCCGGGUCUGCCCCGCGCGCGCGGCGGGACGGCGCGGAGCUGCAGAGCGCGGGGCCGCACGGAGCCGCCUCCCGGGCAUCCGCCGCCAUGCACAGAAAACACCUCCAGGAGAUCCCAUCCUCCAGCAGCAAUGUUUCCACCAGCUUCACCUGGGACUGGGACUCUAGCAAGACGUCGGAGUUUCUCUCUGGCAUGGGAGUGUCUGUCCUUAAGAAGGACAAGCUGGGCAAUGAAAACACGCCGCAGGACCUGGUGGUGUCAUCCUGUCCUCCUCAGAAACGGCAGAAGGUGAAGGAGAAGGAAAGAGACUUUGUCAUUGUGCGCCGGCCUCGGCUGCUCCGAGAGCCAGAGUCAGGUGUUUCUUGGGAUGCACUUCCAGAUGAAUUGCUUUUGGCAAUCUUUGCUUAUUUGCCCCUAUAUGAUUUGUUGAAAGUUUCCCAGAUUUGCAAGAGAUGGCAUCAUCUUUCGUUUGAUGAAUCUCUGUGGCAGACUCUUGAUCUGACUGGUAGAAAUCUGCUGCCAGGAGUGAUUGGACGGUUGCUGCCUGCAGGUGUUACUGUGUUCCGUUGCCCAAGAUCAUGUUUGUGGAAUCCGCUGUUUAAAACGAGCAAACCUCUCAAAGUUCAACAUAUGGAUUUGUCGAACUGCACAGUGUCUGUUGAAGAUCUCCAGAGUAUUCUUUGUUGGUGUGAAAGGCUGCAGAACCUCAGCUUGGAGGGACUAGUGCUUUCUGAUGACAUCAUCAAGAGUAUUGCUAAAAAUCCCAGUUUGAUCCGACUGAAUCUCUGUGGGUGCUCAGGGUUUUCUGCAGAAGCAUUGGAGCUGAUGUUGAGCAGCUGUUCUAUGUUGGAGGAGCUGAACUUGUCCUGGUGUGACUUCACAGCCACCCAUGUCAAAGCAGCAGUCAAUCAUGUUACUUCAAAAGUAAUUCAAUUAAAUUUAAGUGGAUACAGACAGAAUCUACAAAUGGCAGACGUUAAAACACUGGUGGAAAGAUGUCCUUUCCUCACCCAUUUAGAUCUAAGCGACAGUGUGAUGUUGAAGCCUAAGUGCUUCCAGUAUUUUCAUCAACUCAUCUUUCUAGAACAUCUGUGUCUUAGCCGAUGUUAUCAGAUAUCACCUGCUGCAUUAGUAGAACUUGGUGAAAUUCCAACAUUAAAGACUCUUCAGGUAUUUGGAAUAGUGACUGAUAGCUCUCUACAGCUUCUCAAGGAAACACUUCCUGACAUGAAGAUCAAUUGUUCACAUUUUACAACUAUUGCAAGGCCAACUGUUGGCAGUAAAAAGAACCAUGAGAUUUGGGGCAUCAAAUGCAGGUUGACGCUGACAAAUCCUAGUGGCUUAUGAUCACAUGUACAAUGUUCUGGAUGCAAUGGACACGCUGCGUGUAGUGAAGCUCCUUACAAAACAGAGUGCUGGAGCACCUUUAAUCAUAGUACUGUUUUUGUAAAAAGCAUUCUAAUUUCUUAGUGCCUUAAUGUAGUUUCAUAAAUAUUUUUACAGUAUUUUUUUACUUAAAGUCUUUAGGUGACCUGAUCUGAUGAUCUAUGAGCAAUUGCAGAAUUUUUCUCUAAGUCAUUUUUUUUACAGGAGAGCUUUUUUUUAAAAAAUAAAAUUAUGAAACAGUCAUGGUAAUUAAAUAGUGUCAACCUCUGGCAAUUGUUGCAGGUUCUGAUGGGGCUUUUGUUGCUCCAAGGUGUUCUUAAAGGUGUUUUUGGUUAACUCUUACCAGCAAUGAAACUCCUGAAAUAGCUUGUAGAGGUGCUAGAUAUAUUAUUAAGGGUUCUAAAAAAAAUGUCUUGGUCUGAGUUUACAGAACUCAAAAUUAAUCAUCAUAUUAAACCUAUUCAAAUCCUUAAUUGAACAAGAUGUACAGUAAGAUAAGAAGCUACCUGCUGUUUAGAGAGGAACAGAGGACGGAGUCUGAAUUCACCAAACCUGAAAACGGUAAAUUGUGGAAGGGAUGUCUACAUAAAAGCAGAUAAGAGACAACUCAGUACUGUACAAGUUAAGAUGUGGUAUAAAGGAGCUACACUGAAGUUUAACAGGUAACAUCUAUGUUUAGUAUUCUUCAUUGUUAGCAAAAUACAAUCUGAAAACCUCAGUCAGAACAAGGAUCUGUAAAAGUCGGUGCUGGCUAUCAAUUGUUUCAUGUCGUGGUGCUAGGUUUUCUGAUCAGGUAUUACAGAACCUCUAUGUAGCUUCUGUAAUCUUGAUAUCAGAUAAAACUUCUUUAAAAUAUUAUCUUAUUUCCUUUAAAGAGUAAUAUCUUUAAACUGCAACUGGUGAGUUGGCAGAAAUACUGCAGGAGGGCUCAAAUGCUUCUAGAUCUCAGACCAAAAAAAACACCUGGGACUGCAGCGUAAGAGCACUCAAAGGAAGAGAUACUUUGGUGCUAUUGACACCAGUUUCUCUUUUGGAAUAGCUUGUUUGUUGUAUCAUUUCACUUCUUGUACCUAUAACACUGACCACUACUGUUUAAUGUUGGUUUGGUUUUUUUUAAAGUCUCAUGGAAAGCUGAGUAGUUGUCCAAAACAAAACAAAACCAAGCCAAAAUAAACCCCAGCCAACAAUGAAAAAAACCAAAACCAAGCUAAGGAAAGGGAUGGGCAAUGACUUUAAAUAAAACUUUGAUCUGGGCCCUCAUGCAUAAACCCAGAAUGUUCCAGCAGGUGUGUUAGUUGAUUAAGUCCUAGGGCAGAACUUGCACCCUGCAUAGGGCAUGAGUGUGCAGCUGUUCCAUGAAUGGAAUAAGUGAGCAAGUGGUGAAUUUAAUCACAGAUGUUUUAGGUUACCCUACAGCAUUACUGUAUAGCUGUUGCCUAGUUAUAGUGUUCACCAUCACAGUCUGAAAGAGUUUGGGAAUAAAUCCCUGGUUGUACAGAUUACUUACUGUGGAAAGCUGUAUGAGUAUUAGUUUUAUAUUGAAUUCACUUUUCUAUAGUGUAGAAAAUACAGCACUAUCUCAUUAAUCUGUUCUAAAUUGUUUCAUUUUUUAUUAAACAGAGUGUAAUUAACACUUGAGUUGCUAAUGGGCUUUUGCCCCUUAGAGAGGAGUAAAUGGAAAACAUAUCUUAUGAAAGAUGGAGUGGAGAAGUGAUGGGAGGUUUGGGGAUACUGAAUAUUGGAGAUUCUACUGCUUCACAAUUUGCAGCCUUAGGUUUAUGCCUUAAAUUGCUUCAAGGAAAAAAAAAAAAUCUUUGCAGCACUAUUGUAAAUGCUUCUUCUCCCUUUGCACAAUGUAACACAAUACAACUUCUCUUGCAUUUAAUAAAGAUUAAGGAAUUGC